Drosophila ficusphila is the source of this 957-nucleotide messenger RNA. RefSeq lists its product as uncharacterized. NCBI's taxonomy places the organism in Eukaryota, Metazoa, Arthropoda, Insecta, Diptera, Drosophilidae. The transcript has a single exon. The record is from RefSeq and is a predicted model, not a curated record. The coding region runs from base 1 to 957 and encodes 318 amino acids.
AUGGCUGAUAGUGAUUCGGUUGGUGCAAGACCCGCGGCGGUACCAAGUGACUUGGACUUUUAUAAAGCAAAGGCUGAUGCUACCUUAAGGCAGGUAGAAGCUUUAAAAAGCUACCUGGAGUCAGAUGAGGCGGUCAGCUUCGACGUGACUGAUCUUCAAGUGCGAUUUGAUUUUGUCGAUCAAAUGCAAGUGGACUUUGAUAAAAGUCAAACCGCGGUCGAAAGGUUAGACUUGCAGGAGUUGUACAGUGACGCUCGGUCAAAGUUCGCAAACAUCUUCCUCGCGGCAAAAUCGCAAAUUUCGCGUGAGCUUGGCAAGCAGCGUAGAUUUUCAGUCGUGAAUUCUACGGCCCUUCCACAUGUCGGUGGUGAUUCGAGACCCGCUGCGCGUGCCACAAGACUCCCAGAGUUCAAGUUGCCAUGGUUCAGCGGUGCCUAUAUCGAUUGGCCUGAUUUCUACGCAAUGUACAACACCAUUGUGGGCAAUAAUGAUGAUCUGAGCAACGUGGAAAAGUUCCAGCAUCUUCGUUCAUGCUUGGAUGGCACAGCGUUGGACACAAUUCGUUCACUGGAGCCCACGGAAGCUAACUAUGAAAAAGCUAUUGAAUUAUUAGUUUCGAGAUUCGAUAACAAACUUUUGCAUUUUCAGGCACAUAUACGGUCAAUCUGCGGGAUUUCAGGUGUGGAGCAAGGAUCGGCAACAAGCUUACGACGCUUAAGCGACCAGAUGAAUUCGCAUCUGCGUGCGCUGAAUACCAUGACAACGACACAGGAGAUCAUGGACGGUCUUCUAAUCUAUAUGGUAGCUUCGAAGUUGGAUCGCCACACUCGGGAGAAAUGGGAAGAGGGUCUGCCGGCAAACAAGCUGCUGAAGUGGAAAGAUAUGGCUGCAUUCCUGGAAAAGAGGUGCCGCAUGUUGGAGAAUAUUGGAAAACGCUAUGGUAAUCCAGACACCUAG